AGAAAGCAAAACCCGAACCAAGAAAGAGGGCAGCAGGAAGGACAACACCCCCCUCCCAAAAGUGAGGGGGGUGGGAAGAUGGCAGCUCUCGCCAGCUCUCUCAUCAGACAGAAACGGGCGGUUAAAGAUGACCAAACCAACCGACCAGUAGCCAGCAAGCGAAAGCCGUGUCCUAAGAGCAACAAGUCCUUGUGUCAGAAACAGAUUCUGGUCCUCAUCUCCAAAGUGCGACUGUGCGGGGGUCGGAAAAGUCGAAACGACAAAAGACCGGAGCCACAGCUGAAAGGAAUCGUUACCCGACUGUACAGCCAGCAUGGAUACUACCUGCAGAUCCAGCCUGACGGCACGUUGGACAGCACGAGGGAUGAAGGCAGCUCCUUUUCACAGUUCAACUUAAUUCCUGUGGGACUACGGAUUGUGGCAAUCCAGGGGGCAAAAACGGGAUUGUACCUUGCUAUGAACAGUGAAGGAUACCUCUAUACCUCUGAGCACUUCACUCCGGAGUGCAAGUUUAAGGAGAGUGUGUUUGAGAACUACUACGUGACAUACUCCUCCAUGCUCUAUCGGCAGACCCAGUCAGGCCGCUCCUGGUAUAUCGGCAUCAGUCGUGACGGUCACGUUAUGAAGGGCAACCGUGUGAAGAAGACCAAAGGAGCCGCCCACUUCCUGCCCAAAGUCAUUGAGGUUGCCAUGUAUAAGGAGCCGUCGCUCCAUGAGCUCACCAGCGAACCAGUGAGUCCCCCUCGGAAGACAGCGAAGACAUCAGAUUCACCGUCCCUGCAGAACGGACGGAAAGAAGCCCCCAAGGCCGAUGCUUCAUAGCACAGGUGACUGAGGGUGGGGCAAAGGGCAGCGGUGUCCCCCCUUUAAACA
Thalassophryne amazonica is the source of this 873-nucleotide messenger RNA. RefSeq names its product fibroblast growth factor 11b (gene fgf11b). The transcript is spliced from 5 exons. Gene Ontology annotation, molecular function: fibroblast growth factor receptor binding; growth factor activity. Lineage: Eukaryota; Metazoa; Chordata; Actinopteri; Batrachoidiformes; Batrachoididae. Bases 79 to 822 code for a protein of 247 amino acids. Gene Ontology annotation, biological process: positive regulation of protein phosphorylation; cell differentiation; regulation of cell migration. The record is from RefSeq and is a predicted model, not a curated record. Gene Ontology annotation, cellular component: cytoplasm.